CAUGGCUACCAACCUUGCAUUUUUGACAUAUGGUAAACUUAAAAAAUGUCUUUUGGUUUGUUUUUAUUUGGCGUUUAGCGGCAGAAAGUGAACAGCAGCUUGUGAUUAUAAUUUAAUAUUCUUUCAGUUUUAUAGAAUAAAAGAAAUGUUCUCUCUAUUGCAUAAAGAAGAGGCUGCACACGAUGACGGGAUUUGGUCAUGCUCAUGGGGACGUCUACAUCCGGAAGAGAGUCAACCUGAUAAUGCUGCUGAAGAAAAGGACCCAGACGCUAGUAAUGAUUCAAUGUACGGUAAAAAGAAAGCUGAACCCGUUGAUUUUAUUGUAACCGGUGGUUUGGAUGACUUGGUGAAAGUAUGGGAUAUCCGAGACGACGACCAGUUAAAACUUCGCCACACAUUGAAAGGCCAUUCUCUAGGUGUUGUUUCUGUCGCUGUGAGCCCAGAUGGGAAAACAAUCGCGAGUAGUUCUUUGGACUCAAGUCUCUGCUUUUGGGAUUCCAAAACUGGACAACAGAAGCAUUUGCUUUCGUUUGGUCCGGUGGAUCUGUGGACUGUAGCGUUUUCUCCUUGCAACAAGUAUGUAAUUUCGGGAUCGAAUGAUGGAAAAAUCUCAAUGUACAGCGUCGAAACGGGAAAGGCCGAACAAGUACUAGAUCCACAAAAUGGGAAAUUCACCUUAAGCAUUGCCUAUAGUCCAGAUGGCAAGUAUAUAGCCAGUGGUGCUAUAGAUGGCAUUAUUACUAUAUUUGAUGUAGCAGCAGGCAAAGUGGCGCAAACUUUAGAAGGUCAUGCCAUGUCAGUGCGAAGCUUAUGUUUUUCACCAAAUUCUCAGAUGCUGUUAACUGCUUCCGAUGAUGGCCAUAUGAAACUAUACGAUGUAGCUCACUCAGACGUCGCCGGCACUUUAUCAGGCCAUGCAUCGUGGGUGCUGUGUGUUUCAUUCUCCGAAGAUGGCAAACAUUUCGCAUCUUCUUCUAGCGAUAUGAGCGUAAAGAUUUGGGAUUUCGCCGAACGUAAAUGUAUGCACACAUUUUCGGAACACAGCGAUCAGGCAUGGGGCGUUAAAUACAGUUUAUCAGAUGACAAAGUCAUAUCGGUGUCAGAAGACAAAUCACUCAAUUUGUAUAACUGUCCGCCUAAUAUUGUUGCUUAACAUAACCCAAUAAAAAUGAAAUAUUUUGUAUCAUAAUGA
Molecule: messenger RNA, 1192 nt
Organism: Zeugodacus cucurbitae (melon fly)
Lineage: Eukaryota; Metazoa; Arthropoda; Insecta; Diptera; Tephritidae
Product: SKI8 subunit of superkiller complex protein
Exons: 6
Coding region: 146-1153 (335 amino acids)
Cellular component (GO): Cdc73/Paf1 complex
Molecular function (GO): protein binding
Source: RefSeq, a predicted model, not a curated record